Trichoderma asperellum CBS 433.97 is the source of this 969-nucleotide messenger RNA. RefSeq lists its product as uncharacterized. The record is from RefSeq and is a predicted model, not a curated record. NCBI's taxonomy places the organism in Eukaryota, Fungi, Ascomycota, Sordariomycetes, Hypocreales, Hypocreaceae. Gene Ontology annotation, molecular function: lipase activity.
AUGGUGCAAAAGACAACAGAAGAAUAUGCCAAUCACGGCAUGCCCCUGAAAUGCGACAUCUACACGGAUGACACCUAUCCGAAAGACGCUCCCGUCUUUCUCUACUUUCAUCCCGGAGGGCUGGUUGGCGGCAACCGUGAUCUCGUUGCGCCAUGGUUGGUUCAGACGUGCAUCCAACGCAAAUGGCCUCUAAUCUGCCCGACAUACCGUCUUCUGCCACAGGCCGGUGGAGAGGGUCUCCUUCAAGAUGCCUCAGCGGCCUAUGAAUUCGCACGAGACUGGAACCCUCUACCUGGUUCCCAAAGACGUGUCAUUGUUGGAGGUGCCAGCGGUGGCUUCUUCAUGGCCGCCAUCAUCGCCCACCAAUGCGAGCCUAAGCCUCUCGCCCUCCUCUCCAUCCAAGGCAUCAAUACCUUCCACCAUCGCUUCUUCAACUCAUCCGUCUUACUCACCGAAGAAGAGAUCCCCCCCUCCACAAUGGAGAAGUUCAUCACGGGCCCAAUGGAAAGCGGCGACGACAUGCCUCGUGACGAAUCUGCUUUUGUCCUUGACAAACUAACUGCCGACGGUGCAAAGAACCCUGAUUAUAGCCCUCCUAAGUCCGGACCAAAUGAUUGUGAUAGUCAACGCGGCAUGCUCUAUGAUUUUUACACGUUUAACAACUCCUUUGUCGAUCUGGUUGGAUCUGUAGACCCUGGAUACCAGUGGGCGAAACGUCCUGAUGCCAAAGACCGAGUCGCGCAGUGGCCCAAGACGGUCAUCUUCCAUGGCAACAACGAUCCUGACGUGGAGCUCAACGUGAGCGAAGAUAUGCGCGAUUGCUUGGGCGAGGACAAAGUCACGCUGAUCAUUGCCGACGGGCAGCCUCAUUUGUAUGAGUUGGAAAAAUUCAUCGAGGACGAUGGUCCCGGAAUGGACGCUGUGAGACAGUCUGUAGCACGGCUGGAUGAGAUUGUGGCAUCAUCAUGA